Molecule: messenger RNA, 825 nt
Organism: Bactrocera neohumeralis
Lineage: Eukaryota; Metazoa; Arthropoda; Insecta; Diptera; Tephritidae
Exons: 3
Coding region: 1-825 (274 amino acids)
Source: RefSeq, a predicted model, not a curated record
AUGUCUUAUCGACACAUGAUUGACGACAUCACUCCUGGCUCGUCCGAAUUACAAAAAAUCGGAAAACAUAAAAGCCAAAGUCAAAAAAACGUUUUUUCAAAUUUUACGGGCAAAAAUCCAGACUUGGCGAAAAAUUUCGUUAAAGGGAAUCGCGUUGCUGUGGAGGCUUUGUGGGCAGACGUUGCUAAAAUGCUAACUAGCGAAGGUCCACAGCGAACAGAUGUUAACGGCUGGAAAAAAGUAUGGUCCGAUUGGAAAGGCUGCAUCCGGAAGAAAAUCGCGCACAACAAAUGCGAAAGCAGAGCUACUGGAAGAGGGCAAUUCAACAAAUUUUCGCUAACCCCCAGUGAGGAAGAAGUAGCUCAAAUUUGUGGAAUAUAUACGGCCGUGGAAGGCAUCGCAAUUAGCUCUUCAUUUGGGGUUAACGUUAAUUCUGUUGAUGUCGCCAGCGAUUCGUUGGAUGCCAUUCUUUCAUGUACUGAUGAAAUUGCUAGCGGCGGACCAAAGUCCACACCACUAAAACGACGACAUGAAGACACUGUGCAAGAUUGCCUCAAAAAGCACACGGCAACAGAAGCAGGUGCAGUUGAAAAGAUAUCUGAUACCUUGCAGUUUCUUUUUGCAAAUAUGGAUAAAUUGACCAAAUUAGUGGCGCAACAAAACGAGCUCAUUGCCGAACAAAACCAAGAUCGUCGCAAGUAUUAUCUGGAUAAGCAAGAAAGCUUGAUCAAUAAAAAUGUAAUUAAGCAGAAGAUGCUAGAAAUCGAAGAAAUUCGAGUCCAAAGGGAUAUUUAUUUCAAACCAAAUACUAAAAAUAUCGAAUAA